AUGGCACAGCGAAAGUUAUUGACAGAAGUAGACCGGACAUUGAAGAAGGUAUCAGAGGGAGUUGAGUUGUUUGAGAGCAUGUAUGAUAAGCUCCAGACGUCAAACAAUCAAACCCAGAAGGAGAAGCUAGAAGUUGAUUUGAAGACUCAGAUCAAAAAGCUUCAGCGAAUGCGUGAUUCUAUUAAGACUUGGAUAAGCUCGAGCGAUAUCAAGGACAAAUCUGAAUUGAUGUCUUCGAGGAAAUUGAUAGAGACGCAAAUGGAACGCUUUAAAGCAUGCGAGAAGGAAAUUAAAACUAAGGCUUUUUCUAAAGAAGGUCUAAUAGCUGCUACAAGGCUAGAUCCUAAAGAUCAAGUUAAGCAUGAGUGUUCCAAUUGGUUGGGUCAAUUUGUCGAUGAGCUCAGUCGGCAGAUUGAAACAACUGAAGCAGAAAUUGAACAUAUAUCUGGUGCGACAUCAAAAAGAAGUAAAAAGUCAAGUGGUACGCAAGAACGUGUCUCAGAAUUAGAGAACUUGAAUGAACGUCGAAAUUGGCAUAUUUCUAGACUUGAAUUAACACUUCGAUUACUCGAAAAUGAUCAACUCAGUGUUGAUCAGAUAAACAACAUUAAAGACGACAUUCAAUACUUUGUUGAAUCAAACGCAGAGGAGGAGUUCGAGGAGGAUGAAGGUAUCUACGAUGAGCUUAACCUCGAUGAAGAGGAACAAAUGUAUGGUAUGGGUGCAGCUAACAGUCAAGGAAUCGACGAGCAAGCAUCCUCUCAUGAUUCCAUUUCAAUCACAGACGAGCCUGUACAGCCACCAUCCAAGCCAUCAAAGAAGUCUUCCAUCGAUGAAGAUAUCGCUACACCCAAGAAGAUCAAAAAGUCAUCCUUUACUUCCCCAGACAGCAGUAAUAGUGGUGCUAUUCCAGCACCUAAUUUCAACCAGGAACCUGUUGCUAGGACGACACAGUCGCCUGCUUCUCUCCAAGCUAAGCCUGCCCCAGCUCCACCGACGAUCAAAUAUGCAACAGCCGCUGCAAAUGCAGUCGCCAAUACAGCAGUACCAACGACAAGUGAAGGUGAAGAGCAAAUCAAGGAAUCUUUACAGGGAGAAGAUGGAGUUGGAGCUGGAGUCGGAGUCAUUGAGGGUGAUGAAUUGGACACACCACAACAGGAUACACAAGUACCACAUUCUCCACCUCAACUGCAGAGUACAACAUUUGAAGAGCCAACAACGCAAAUACAAUCGCACCCUCAAUCACACACCCAACCACAGACAUCACAAUCAGCAGCAUCUUCAAAUGGAUUACCGUAUGUCUUGUCAGAUUUAGCAACUUCAUUCGAAACUGCUAAACAGAAGUCGACAAGUAAUACCGCUGACAGACUUCACCAAGCGCUUGAAUCGAGUGUGGAUGGAAUACCAGAUGCGGCCGAUGCCGAACGUCCACGUUACUACGUACCAAAGAAUCUGUGGACGUCGCCAUCGUAUUACCCACAAGUUCCAAAGAAGGAUCUUGAGCACCCAAGUCUGUUUUCAAGGCUGGAGACUGAUACACUUUUCUACAUAUUCUACUACAUGCAAGGCACAUAUCAGCAAUACCUGGCUGCUCGUGAACUCAAGAAACAGAGUUGGAGAUUCCAUAAGCAAUAUUUGACGUGGUUCCAACGACACUCAGAGCCCAGUCAAAUAACCGAUGACUAUGAGCAAGGUGCUUACAUAUACUUUGACUGGGAGGGUACUUGGUGCGAGCGCAAGAAGAAUGACUUUAAGUUUGACUAUGUUUACUUGGAGGAUACUCUUCAAUGA
Messenger RNA from Wallemia ichthyophaga EXF-994, 1791 nucleotides. RefSeq names its product General negative regulator of transcription subunit 3. The coding region runs from base 1 to 1791 and encodes 596 amino acids. The record is from RefSeq and is a predicted model, not a curated record. The transcript has 5 exons. Lineage: Eukaryota; Fungi; Basidiomycota; Wallemiomycetes; Wallemiales; Wallemiaceae. Gene Ontology annotation, cellular component: nucleus; CCR4-NOT core complex; P-body. Gene Ontology annotation, biological process: nuclear-transcribed mRNA poly(A) tail shortening; regulation of DNA-templated transcription.